Messenger RNA from Podospora anserina S mat+, 1497 nucleotides. RefSeq lists its product as uncharacterized. The transcript has a single exon. Gene Ontology annotation, molecular function: glycosyltransferase activity. The record is from RefSeq and is a predicted model, not a curated record. Gene Ontology annotation, cellular component: membrane. NCBI's taxonomy places the organism in Eukaryota, Fungi, Ascomycota, Sordariomycetes, Sordariales, Podosporaceae. The annotation marks the transcript as partial.
GUGCUGCCGUAUGAUUCCACGCUGAGGUUGGGGGUGAGGUGGAACUGGAAGAGACUGGUGACCGGGGGAAGGCCAAGUGAGGAGUGGGUUUUGAGGGAGAGGCCAGAGUACGAGGUUGAUUGGGGGAGGGAUGUGGGGGUUGUGUUGAAGACGGGGUAUGGGACUCGGGGGAGGGUUCCGGCUUGGUUUGAGAGUGUUGGGGGGUGGGGGGAGGUGGUUGUGAUUGCUGAUUAUGGGGGGGAGAUGGUUUUGGGUGAUGGGGGGGAGAGGGUGGUCAAGGUGUAUGAUAUGGUGGAGAGGGGGUUGGAGAAUCCGAUUUUGGGGGGUUUGUUGGGGCAUAAGAGGGUGGGGAAGUAUGAGAGGUUGACUGCUGCUGUUGGGGCGAAGGAUGAGGAGCUGGCGGGGGGUUUGUCAAAGGAGUUUGGGUGGGAGUUGGACGCGUUGAAGUUUAUACCUGGGCUGGAGUUUGCGUAUCAGAGGUGGCCGGACAAGAAGUGGUAUUUGCUGGUGGAUGAUGAUACUUUUCUGGUGGAGACGAGUGUGAAGAGGUUUUUGGGACAUUUUGACCCGGAGGAGAAGCACUAUCUUGGUAAUGCCGUUGGUGACUUUCGGGCGAGGUUUGCGCAUGGGGGGUCGGCGGUUAUCUUGUCGCAGGCGGCGAUGAGGGCGUUGGUGAAGGAGAAUCCGAAGGCGCUCAAGACGAGUUAUUUGGAGAGUUUGGAUGAGGUUUGGGGGGAUCGGUUGUUGGCGAAGGCGCUGAUUAGGGUGGGAAUUUAUCUGGAUGAGAGGUAUGCGUAUUUGUUCAAUGGGGAGCCGCCGAGGAGGAGUAAAAUCAGAGGGGACAGGAUGUGUUCUCCUAUCUUGAGCUUUCACACGUUGCCUCAGCCGGAGAUGAUGAGGGACGUUGGGGAGCAUUUUAGGAAUGUGACGGAGCCGGUGUUUUGGUUGGAUUUGUGGAAGAUUUAUGGGGUGCCUGCUCCUUGGAGGUGGGAUCCUGAAAUGACGAAGAAGACGAUCAAGGAUCCGAAGCAGAGGGAGGAGAUGUCGAGGAUUGUGCUGCGGGAUGUCAAGAGUGAAUGGGAGUGCUUGGCGGAGUACAACCGGCGGUUUCGCGCUAGUAUCGGGACCGGUUGGGCUUGGGGGAAGCCAGAGCCGGAUGUGUGUGUUAUUUUCCGGUCUGCGCCGCCGUUUGAUUCAGAGGUGGAUGCUUGGACUUUGGACUGGGAUUAUGUUGGGCCGGUGGAUGAGGCUGUUUACACGCAUGAGAAUGUUGCGUCGGCGCAGGAUUGCAUGGAGAAGUGCACGGAAAAGGCUUUCAAGACGUGUAUCGCUUGGACGUGGGAGUCAUCCACGGGGAGGUGUCAUGUCAGUCCGUGGAUGAUAGUGGGGGAAGAAGUGAAGGAGCAAGAUAAGGUGUCGGGGUUUAAUAUUAGAAGGGUGAGGAAGCUGGAAAGGGAGUGUCCUACGUUUGAUGGGUAUGAAAGUAGGAGGGAUUGA